This is a messenger RNA of Sparassis crispa, 270 nucleotides long. RefSeq lists its product as hypothetical. Lineage: Eukaryota; Fungi; Basidiomycota; Agaricomycetes; Polyporales; Sparassidaceae. The record is from RefSeq and is a predicted model, not a curated record. The transcript is spliced from 5 exons. Bases 1 to 270 code for a protein of 89 amino acids.
AUGCAAAGCGACCCUACCGGUUCACCGUGCGGACCAGUCGGGAAAGCUGACGAGAUACAAUAUGCUCAGCGAGGGUCAAAUGCUCCUCUUACCUUCCGUCUCCCUUCACAACGAUAUAUCAACACAACUGCCAUGAAAUUCAGCUUGCAAGCUAUCAUAGCUACAGCAACUCUGGCCCUAACCGUUUCCGGCAUGGCCUUGCCCGCUGCUGAGACUGCUGCGGUUGUCGGCUUUAACCCAAUGCACGCCGAUGCUACCGGCUCGGCCUGA